Hordeum vulgare subsp. vulgare (domesticated barley) is the source of this 598-nucleotide messenger RNA. RefSeq lists its product as uncharacterized. Lineage: Eukaryota; Viridiplantae; Streptophyta; Magnoliopsida; Poales; Poaceae. The transcript has a single exon. Bases 156 to 440 code for a protein of 94 amino acids. The record is from RefSeq and is a predicted model, not a curated record.
UCCACGAGCACCCACAGCUUUCGGCCGAGAGAAACAAGCCGGUGCUCCGUGCUCUAUCUAUAAAUAAACUACGUCGAUGUCUUCAAGAGAAACAGAGUUCGAGUGGAGUGCCCCCGUUAAGCCACACUUCUACUUCAGGGCUUCAGGCGGCCGGCAUGUGCGACGGGCGGGGCUGCAAGCGGGAGUCCGCCGUCCGCGCCUCGCUGCGCCCGGGCGAGCGGCAGGCUGCGUCCGCGGCCGGCGGGCUCGGCCGGGGCCGGAACUGCGCGGCGACGGAAACUGCAGCAGCUGUGGCCGAUCAGACGGUGACGGCAAGGACUAGCUCGUGGAAGAAGGCGGAGCCGGAGGUGAGGCGCCGGGCGACGGGAGCCGCGGCGGGAGCGGCCGAGAUCGCCAGGACGGAGAAGCUCCUCUUCUUGCUCCUGUGGGGGCCCAACUGACCCACAGCACCUUAUUACGGUCUACGGAUAUUUGAACGAGACGUCCAUAUACAAUUAUGCAAUGUAUAGUUUUCGCCUAUACCCCUUGUAGUAGUAAUAAAGGAAAAUUAAUGCUCCGUCUGAGGAUUGAAAUGCAUGACCACAAACGUUUUCCUCUU